This is a messenger RNA of Clonostachys solani, 756 nucleotides long. The record is from the annotation of a GenBank genome assembly. NCBI's taxonomy places the organism in Eukaryota, Fungi, Ascomycota, Sordariomycetes, Hypocreales, Bionectriaceae.
AUGCCAUCCGCAAGGCGGAAGAAAACUACCGGUCAUGGGGGUUUGACCUUUGUUAAUGUCCAGCAUCCCGACGAUCUCAGGCUCAAAUGCACGCAGACCGUGAUACGAAGCGGCGCGAUGGCCGCAAUUGGCCUGACGCGACGGAAGCGACCUAGGCCAGUCACCGUCGAACUGGAAGUGAAGGAAGACGCGCAGUGUGGCCAAGAUACCCAUAGAGAUUUGCACGGCUUCGUAGCUAGACGGUCCACUGGCUCGGUCAAUGCUGAACCAUGGUUGCCGAGCAUUGCGGCGGCACUUCCUCACCUAGGCCAUUUCGCUGUCGAACCCGACAUGAGAGCACGGGAACUCCUUUCAUUCAUGGAGGGAGAAGCAAGUUACAUCUACCGACCCUUCCGGGCCGAAUGGUUCAACAUGGCCGUUUUGGAACCCAGCGCCUACUAUCUCUGCCUAGCCAAUGCGGCAGUAUUUCUGAAUCAGUUUCUCACGGGUCACGGAGCACUUGAGUACACUGAUUGCGUUGAAUCUUCCAAAUACUAUGGCCUGUGUCUGAGCAAGGUCACCGGGCAGCUCGCCGACCAAUCCCGUGGCAUCACUCAAGGUUUGGUCACGACUGUCCUUGGCUUUGUUUGUCAUAACCUGAGUCUAGGAAACUGGGACCGUUGCGACAUGCACCUUGAGGGACUGGAGCGUAUUAUAAGUGCGCGAGGGGGGUUCCACGGUUUAGGUCCUUAUGUUCCAUACUUUGCUUCUUGGUGA